This is a messenger RNA of Tetrahymena thermophila SB210, 5466 nucleotides long. RefSeq lists its product as hypothetical. The transcript is spliced from 6 exons. NCBI's taxonomy places the organism in Eukaryota, Ciliophora, Oligohymenophorea, Hymenostomatida, Tetrahymenidae. The record is from RefSeq and is a predicted model, not a curated record. Gene Ontology annotation, molecular function: ubiquitin binding; phosphatidylinositol binding.
AUGGACACAAAAAAAUUGAUUUCUCUUCUUGAGAAUGAAAAAACAUGGAAGGAUACCAAUGUUUACAAAAAGCUACUUUAAAAUGAAGAUCCUAGUUUAAAUAUUGAAGAGUUUAUUGAAACUUUAAAUAAAAUUAUUAAUGACAAAAAGUAGAAACCAAUUGUUAGAUUAGGUGCUUUAAGAUUAGUCAAAUCUUGUAUAGAAGCUGGUAACGAUUUUUUUAACCUUAUUUUAGCUGAGAACUAAUUACUCCGUUCCUUCAUCGAUUAUGCUAAAAUAAAACCAAACACAAAUAUAUUUUCAUCAAAGCCAGAUAUGAGAGAACAAUAAAUAUCAGUUACUUUCUAUACUUACAUAGUAGAAGGUUUCUUGUUCUGGUCUUAAUGGUUCCCUGAAAGCAAAUACAAAGAAUAUUACGAUUAGUUAAAGAAGGCAGGAAUUAAAUUUCCAGAUAUUAGCAAUGUGAAACUCUUCAAGACAUAACAGAUAGGAUUAUAUAUAAAUGGUUAAAUACAGAAAGCUGGAGGUGAUGAUGCAGGAAAUUAACAGAAAAUACAAUAGUCUUAGACAGGUAGUAAAAAUUAGUAGUAAUAGCAAUCAAUCAAAUAAAGCUAAACACCCACUUAGGGAGGUCCAUCAAACAAAAAAAUAUCUACUCAGGAAAUAGAAAAUUAAGUUUUAGAAUAUGAAGGAUUUGUAGAAAUUUUAUUGGAUACACUGAAGAAUAAUGAUGAACAAGCUGAUUUGCUAAUGUUUACUGAAUAAUUUAAUCAAUUUUCUAAAUUUUUGGAUAACGUGUUCAAGUAGAAUAAUGAUUUCGAUGAUAAGUAUUAUGAAUAGCUUCUAGAUAAAGCAGAGUAAUGCAAUGAAUUAUAUUCCUUAAUUGAACAAAAUUAAGCAGCUUAAAUCAAUUACUAAUAGCUUAAAAAUAUUAUUCUUUAAUAGCUUGGUGGUAAUAAUAAUUAGCAUGCAUAAUAACAAAACGAAAACUAAAAACAUUUGAAAGAGUAAGAAGAGUUUUUAAAGCAAUAAUAAGAAGAAUAUGAGCGCUAAUAAGAACACGAAAGAUAACAAUAGGAACUUGAAAAUUAAAGAAUACAAGAGGAAGAGAGAUAAUAAAGAGAGUUAGAGGAAAAAAGAAAGCAAUAAGAGUUAGAAGAAGCAAAAAGGCAAGAAGAAAGGUAAAGAUAGGAGGAGUUAAUGAGAUAGAAAAAAAUCUAGGAAGAAGAAGAAAAAAGAUAGUAAGAAAUUAAGCGUUAGAAAGAGUAGGAAGAACAAUAAAGAUAAUAGCAACUUCAGCGCUAAAAAGAAGAGGAGCAAGCAAGGUAAAGAGCAAUUGAAGAAGAAAGAUAAAAGAAGCUAUUAGAACAAUAAUAGUAAUAAUAAUAACAAGAAGAAAUCCGUCGUAUGUAAGAAGCACAGAAGAAGAGUUAGAUGAUGCAUAACCAUAAUAUUCCUGAGGACUAAGGAGAGUAUGAAGAUGAAGAAGAAAGAAAAAGCUAGCAAAAUAUGAAAGGCCUUAAUCAAUCAAAGGCAGGAUAAGUUCCUGCAUAAGGAUUAUAUAACACCCCUGAGAUGAUUCAAUUAAAAAAUUAAAAUAUAAAUCCAGAGUAAGCUAUGUCAAAAUAUAUGGGAAAUCAUCCUUCAAAUAUCCAAUAAAAACAUAAUUAGUAAUCGGACUCUAAAGGUUAAUUUGGAAUGAAUGCAAAUCAAAAUCCAGACUAAUUAAUGGGAUUUGACUAAGACGAUGAUUUCUUGUAUGAUAGUGAUAUCAAAUAGAAAAAAGUCCCGAGCUAGUCUUCAUUUCCUUAAGCAAACCAAAAUCAAAAUUCUUAGCUGAAAUAAUAAAAUAUUUCUUAAUUACCACAACUUUAAGCUAAACCUUAAAUUUCAAAUAUCUCAUAGAACUCUUAAAUGAGGACUUCUGAUGCAGGUGGAGAUUAAUUCAAUAAUCAACCUUACUCUUCAAUGGGACAAUCUAAAAAAAAUCCAUUCACUAAUCAGCCUUCUUCAAUGCCAUCUAAUCAGUAAGGUGCUCCUCACUAACCAAAAAGCCAUGGAGGAUACUUUGGAGAUGAAGAAUUUUAUGAACCUCAAGGUAUUCAGCUGAAUUAAUCAAAACCACCUCAAUCAAAUUAAAUCUAAUUCUAAGGAAACCAGCAACAAUAGCAAACCUUUAAAGAUAGUUAAAGAGUUGAUUUUGAUGUCAGCUAAAAUCUAGAUGAUGAAGAUGAUGAUGAGGAAGAGUCUAAACAUAACACAAGAAAAAAAGCAUAAAAUAAACCACAAUUAAAUUCAAAAUUAGAGUAAAGUGAUAGUUUUGAUAAUGAGUUAACAAACGAAAUAUCCAAAAAAAAUUAAAUUUAGCACAUAAAUAGUUCAAUAGCUCCAAAAUCAAAACCAAAAGAAGAAUCAUCAUCACAAAGGAUUCCAGCAAAUCCAAAUUUAAUUUCGCCGUAAUAUGCAAACUCUAUAAAUUUACCAUUUACGAAGUUAGAGUAAAAUAAAACCUUAUAGGCCUAUCCUUUUAACAACAAUAGAAACAACAUUCCUUCUGGAUUUGAACAAGUAGCGCUAAGUCAAGGACCUACUCUUAAAAGCUAGAUUCAUUAGUCUUCAGAUUUCUAAAAUUCCUAAAUCAGAGAUAAUCAUGAUAAUUUGAAUCAAUCCAGAUUUAUGCAAGCUCUCAAUAACUAAGAUGAACGAAGCCACAUCCAAAACACUCAAGAAGAUAGAAUGCCUAGUUAACAUUCGUUUUAAGAUGGAAGAAAAGUACCCAUUUUCAGCAAAGAUAAAUAAUUAUCAGGAGAAUUAUCCUAACUAAGAUAUUAGAUAAAUGAAGUAAGAAGAGAAAAAGAAAUUGAAAUAUCUAAACUUUAAUCACAGAUCACUUAACUAAGUAUAAAAAACAGAGAUCUUGAAUAAAAAUUAGUAUAAAAAAAUUCUGAAGAAGGCUAAUUCAAUCGUAUUGCUAAUUAAGAAAAGCUAGAGAUGGAAAGAAGACUUUAAGAAAAAGACAAAACUAUUUUCUAAUAAAAAUAGUUUAUAGAAUAAUAAUCCAAAGAUUUAGAAUAAUAAAGAUCUAUAAUUAAAUAAUAUGAGUAAUAAAAAACUGAGUAGUAGCAGAUACUCCUUGAUAAAAAGAAGGCGAUGGAAGAUGAGAAUUAAAAAACACGUUAAUAAUUACAAGACUACAUUAACACAACUUAGAAGUCCUACAAUAAUCACAUAGACUAAAUGUAAAAGAGUUUAAAUUAGUUGGAAGAUGAAGCUUUAAAAUAUUAACAAGAACUAACUCAAAGAGAGCUUGAAAAUUAAGAAUUAAGAAAUGAAUUGAGACUGCUAAAGAGCAAAGAAUCUAAUUUCAACCAAAAUUACAUCAGAGAAAAGGAUAGCAAAAUUUAAGAACUUCGUUCUAAGAUAGAGGUACUUGGGAAAGAGCUAGAAUAUAAAGAUGAUAAAAUCAAGGACCUUUAAUAAGAACAACUUUCUCUUAAAAAAGCUAUUGAUGAUAUUAAAGAAGAUUUUACAAUGACUGAAUCAUAAAUCUAGAUAUACAAAGAAAACAUUGUUUAAAAGGACAUAGAAAUAAACUAAAUCAAAUAAACUGUUUUCGAAAAGGAGCAGUAAGUUUAUCAAAAAGAAUAAGUUAUACUUUAGCUUGAACACACCAUUUCAAAGAAAAAGGAAAUCAUAGAUUAAUUCAAAGGAUCUUCUGAGAGCUAAAUAAAAAAAUUCCAUGAUAGAAUUGAUGAGUAAGAGCAAGAGAUAAAGGACCUUCAGAGAGAAAAAGCUGACCUCGAGAACAGAAUUGACAGUUUAGGAAUACAACACAGAGAAGAUAUAGAUAGAAUUAUUUAAGCAAGUAAAUUAAGCGAGGAAGAGAAAAAACUCUACAAAGAGAUGAUGGAAUAAAAUGAAAGAAUGAAAAAGGAGGUCUAAAUGUUUUCACUCAAAGAAUAAAAUUUACAGGCUUAAGUAAACUAAAUGUAGAAGACUAUCUCUCACUUAAAGAAAGAAAACGAGAUGCAGGAAUAAAAUAUGGAAGAUUUAGUCUUAGCUAAUAAUUUGAUUACAAAAAAAUUAUAUGAGAAAGAUGAGCAAUUUGUUAAAGAAUAGGAUAUGAAGAAUAGGGAAUUGGAGCUUAAGGAAAAGAAAUACAAUACAGAACUUAAGUAUACUCGUCAGGCCAUGGAAACACUUAAAUUAGAAAAGCAAAGAAGAGAGACUGAUUUGUCAAGGAAUUUAGAAACUCUUCGUAAGGAAAACGAAUUGCUUUUAAACAACUUGAAGACUAAAACAUUUUUAUCUCCUGAUCGUCAAUCUCGUUCUUAAAUAUUUAGUCCUAUGGUUAAGUACGAACCUGAUUACAACGAAAUGGAUAGAGUUACUAAUACUAACAGCUUGUAAGAAAAGGCUACUGCAGAUAGACUUCUUUACAGAAGCGAAGACAACUUAUAAGGGAUGAUGGGAGCUCAAUACUAACAAAACAAUGCCACCUAAUUUGUGUCUCCAAGAAAAGUUUACGAACAAUACUUAAGUCCUGAUGAGAUGUAUUCUUAAAAUUAAUAUAAUACGAAUUAUCAAAAUAAUGUUCCAUCACUUAAUUAGUCAACUCAUAGCUUAAAACCUAAAAAGUAAUAUCCUAAAAACUUUAUGGGUAAAGAAAUCAACUACAAUCCCACUUACUUCUCUUAUUUAUCAGGGGAUAAGAGCUAGAUGUAUAGAUUUAAAAAGAGUUGUCUAAAAAAUAAAAUGGCUAUAUAUCAAGAUAAUUACCUUAAUGUAGGUUUAAUAACAGAAACCAAAGAUAUAGAUGGCAAGAUAUUUUUACUAAUUUCAAUUUUCUAUGAAAACAAAUCUUUAAAUUCCUAAAUGCAAAAUGUUUAAAUUAAUUAUGAAGGAGAUUAAUCAAUUACUGUUUAUAAGAAACCCAAUGCAUUAUCUGAAGUAUUUAAAGAAAAUUCUUAACAUCAAUAAUAGAUCAUAACUGAAUUUAAUGAAAUGCCUUAUAAAAUAAUCCAGUGUACUGUUAAAUAUACAAUAAACGGAAAUCUCAAUCAAGCUAUAUUCCCUAUUCCUAACACAAUUAAUAAAUAUAUCAACCCUUCAGCUCAAAGCACUAUAGAAUCAAUAAACAGUGCUUAUCAAGAGUAUGCCCAUAUCAUGAUACGCUCUGAAGAGAUUAAUGUUGAUAAAAAUAUAGCUAGCAGCUAAUAUGAUUACACUAAUUAUUUCCCAAGUUUCUUAAAUCUAGGCAAUGUUGAUGGUUUGCAAGAUUAUUAAUGCAUAGGUGGCUAAUUGUAUCUCAAAAAUAUUGACACAAAUGUUUGGGUCAAGAUAAAUUACAAUAAGAAAGACCAUAAAGCAAUUUUCUAAAUGGUAUAUGACAAUGUAGUAGAAGAUUAUACCUAAAAUAUGGUUAAGUAUCUUCUUCAAACAUUUAUGAUGAUAUUUAAAGAGUGA